UUCUAUAUAACUACCAGUUAUUUAAAAAUGGACGAGCUCGUCACUGACAAAAUGCACUUGAUCUCAAAUACCCCUGGAUUUGAUCUAAAUUUUAAUUCUUCCAGUCUUAAUCCCGCCUAAAACAGGUGACUUUUAGCGAAAAGGUGGUGAAUUAUAAUGAAUAUAUAAUGCAACAAUUAAAGUUAUGGCCUUCUUUUACGCCAGCAAAUGUAUACGCAGUCUUGCAUCCUGGAAAUGACCCAGGUCAACGGCAAUAAUAUUUAAAAUAAAAAAAUCCCCGAUUGAUUGAGAGAUAUGGACUUGAACAUAUCCUGUACCGAAUGACAGAUUAUACCAGAAGAUGCUACUACAAUUUCUCUUUCUUGCUACAUAUUCUAUACUGUAGCGGAGUCUUUCUUAACCACUCCUUUCCUCGCUCCAUGAUCCCGGUAGUGACGAUGUGAAGUCCCGUCUGCCAUUGGAAACUAGUCACGACCAUGGUUCUUUGCGGUGCUCACGUCAAGAUGCUACUCCGCUGAAGCUGAUGAGGGCGUUCCAUCUUGUUGGGCAGUCACAAUAUACGUGUUUUCGUCUAUUAACAGUUGGUUUUCCAGACUUUUUGGACUUUUUAAAGACUACUGUUUUGUGCCAUAACUGAUGCGCAGUGGAGAGCAUUGCCAUGUUUCCUGUGUAGUUAUUAUUUUUAUAGUGUUUGUGUCAUAUAAGUGUACUUGUGCCUAAAAACACAGAGAUGAACAGGUAUUUACCAGUCGCCCGUCAGCAUUUUCUCUCAGCUCUCGCUAGCACCAGUGUGGUGGUGAAGUCAAUAUGUGCCACUGUGGUGGUUUUGUACGUUGUGUCCUUUGUGGUAGAUAUCGUUUUUGCACUUGGAGUAACUCCAGGUUUCCUCUUUCCUCCAAAUUUCUGGAUCUGGACUUUGGUCACUCAUCCUGUUGUUGAGUAUCACAUCUGGGACGUUGCCCUCAGCCUCGGUACAGUGGUAUUGGCUGGCAGGCUUUUGGAACCUCUCUGGGGAGCAUUAGAACUUCUUAUUUUCUUUGCAGUUGUGAAUGUAUCAGUUGGCAUUUUGGGAGGCUUGUCUUACUUGCUUACCUAUAUCACAACUUUUAAUCUGGACUACCUUUUCAGAGUCCACAUCCAUGGUAUGCUUGGCUUUCUUGGAGGUGUUCUUGUAGCCCUUAAGCAGACUAUGGGUGAUACUAUUGCCUUGAAAGUUCCACAGGUACGUAUGAGAGUAGUUCCUAUGCUUUUGCUGCUGGCAUUUGGAGUUCUGAAGCUUACACCACUUGUUGAAACUAAUAUGCUGGCCUCAUACGGUUUUGGCAUCCUUUCUAGCUGGAUAUACCUUCGUUUUUACCAGAAACAUAGCAGAGGUCGGGGGGACAUGUCUGACCAUUUUGCUUUUGCAACAUUCUUUCCUGAGAUCUUGCAGCCUGCUGUUGCAGUAAUUGCAAACCUGAUCCAUACCAUCCUCGUGAAGGUGAAAGUGUGCAGGAAGACGGUGAAACGCUAUGAUGUUGGAGCGCCAUCCUCAAUUACUAUUAGCUUGCCUGGUACUGAUCCACAGGAUGCUGAACGAAGAAGACAAAUUGCCCUCAAGGCACUAAAUGAACGAUUGAAGCGCUCUGAAGACCAUUCAGCUUGGCCAGAUAUGGAAGAGGAAGAUGAAGAAGAAAAUAUAAACGCCCCAUCAAUUUCAGAGAAAACCAAGCCUGGAAAAGAAGCUUUGGAUGGGAGCAAAUCUACAAGUUUGGAAUCGAGCAUCAUCACAUUUGAAGAAGCCAUUUCCCAGUCAUAAAAUCAUGCCAGAAGGAAUCAGAUUGACCCUGAAUGGCAAGCUGCUGCUGUCCUUGUGCCCUUCAUUUGUGAUUGCAGCUUUGUUCACACUACUGCCCAACAAAAACAGAAUAAAAGACAUUGUUGAAGGCAGCAUAAUGUAAAUGUGUCCAGAUUGGGAGCUUCUGUAUUUCAGAGAGUAUAUGAACACUAACCAGAAAACAUCAUAUUUGCUCAUUUCAGUUGGAUAGCUUGUAAUGUGCAGUGAACAGGGGUGAACCAAGUACAGAUUAUUUGUUAGGCUGCUGAUAAACUAUCAUCACUGUACUUCAUAGGUAUGUACUAGGCAAAUGACCACUCAGGCCUUUUUUGAGGCUAGGCAUGCAUUCCAAAUUUCUGGCAACUUUUUGGUACCCUUGGUAAGUGUAAGCAGGGGCUUCGGAGAUGAAGCAUUUACAAGCAAGGGCCUGGGAGAUUAACCAUUUAGAGGCUGCCUGUGUCCUUUAGAGAUAUAGACUCCAAACCAGGGAUGAACGUCAUGUUCCCCAUCCAACUGUCCAAGUUGCACUUGAAUUUGGUUAAGGAGGAACUCUUCGUGUGGAUGAGGAGCCUGUUCCCUGUGUUAGCCACUCUGGGUCUGUCUUGCAGCUGUAUUUUAAUGUUUCUGUGGUGAUGGUUUUGUGAAUGUCACAUUGACAUCUUUAACUCUUCACAGAAACUUAUCUGAUCUAAGUUGUAUUUUAGCAAUGUUCUGUGCUGGAAAUCUUUCUGAGUAAGGAUACCCAUGUUUGGUUCAGUGUAUUAUGUAUAUAUAUAUAUAUAUAUAUAUAUAUAUAUAUAUAUAUAAAAUCAGCUUCAGUUUAAUACAGCAAAUUAUUUCUGAUUCUGUAUUAAUAGCGGUACACAAUGUACAGUUUCUUCAAUGGUUCCAGACAAAUUGUUUUGUGUGUCCUAAGGAAGUACUUCCCCUUUCAUGCCAAUCAUGUUCAAUCCAAGAAUCUGAACUGUUUUUUCUUAAUACUGUUGAACUGUAUUCAGUUGUAAGAAAUGGCAUGCUGCCAGAAUUUAUUUUUGACAUCUUUGGAGUCAUAAUAUUGAGUUAAUGACUUUAGAAGCCAAGUUGGAAGUAUUAAAAGUCUUCUGCUUGUUUUGCAAACAUUAAUAUGACACAAGCCAAGCAAUAAUUCUAUUUCAGUUGGCAAAAGCUGAAAAAAGGUUGAUUUGAGUUUUGAGAAUGUUGAAUGAUCUAUUUUAAUGAAGCAAGCACUGAAAAUUCCUUUGACUGCUUUCCUAUAUGUUUGGGUACUAUUCGUUUUAUGUAGAAUUAUUGAAUGGGAUGGCGUGUAUUUCUGAAAGUGGAGUCAGAGGACUUUUCAGUGAAGAUCACCUUCCUUUUAGACCUUGAAGUUCACUUCUUGUCUCAGAGAUUAGAGUGACUUCUGGAUAACAUUUAGGUUUAGAGUAGCUAUCCACAGCCAGAUAUCGUUAAGAAGUGGAGCUGCUUUUGUAUUGACUCUAAAGCUUUUAAUGGUUACUAGGAGUACUGUUUCCUUUGAUUGUUCAUAUAGCCUUCACUUUUUUAAUUAAACCUUUCGGAAAUUUGACAUUUCCCUUAACUAGGGAACUGUAAUGUGCAUUUAAUCUAUGCAGGGCAGCAUUUGAAAUGGUAAUUGGGAUGCUGUGCUAUUGAAGUUUAUACUUUGGGUUUUGUCAUGACCCCAUAACAUUAUUUGGGUGUCCGAUUAUUCUUCCUUAAAAAGGUUGAGGGCAAUAACAUUUUUUUUUAAGAAUAUGGGCCAGAUACCUUAAUACUUUUUUCAGGGCUGUCUUUAAUAAAUUUCACCACUGUAACUGCUUCAGACACUAUGAUCCCAUAGAGGACUUCCCAUUGUCUUUUUAGACAGUAUCAAUGCCAGCUUCAAGCUUUCAUUUCUACUGAUUUCACCUAAGUUACAGAAGGACAUUUAGUCCAUUUUCCUCCCAUUUCGCCAUUGCUUUGUGUACUUGUUUUCUGUUGAUGCAGUAAAACAGUUUACAUUUCAUCACCUGUGGAUUUUCUUUCAUGUGACCAAUUACUUAUUUCUUUUAUAAACAUUUUCCUCUCUUUUGAA
This is a messenger RNA of Protopterus annectens (West African lungfish), 3887 nucleotides long. RefSeq names its product transmembrane protein 115 (gene TMEM115). The transcript has 2 exons. The record is from RefSeq and is a predicted model, not a curated record. The coding region runs from base 731 to 1798 and encodes 355 amino acids. Gene Ontology annotation, cellular component: membrane; Golgi apparatus. Gene Ontology annotation, biological process: retrograde vesicle-mediated transport, Golgi to endoplasmic reticulum. NCBI's taxonomy places the organism in Eukaryota, Metazoa, Chordata, Ceratodontiformes, Protopteridae.